AUGUUUCUGUGCAACCACCACAACCCUCAAAUCAAUUUUCAGAGAGGGUUCGACGCUAUGUCAUCCACUUCGGCUCGGGUAUGCCCAUACUCUAUGGUUUCCUAUGAUGAACACGAUGAGGCAAUCGUGCGACUUCUUGCCAUGCCUGUCACAGAUCAAAUUAUCCAUUAUGUUGCGUGCAAGCUUACGGGUGCUGUUAAUACUCUAGGGAAUCGCCAUCUGCCAACGCCUCCGGUGACUCCUAUUCGAGGCAAAUUCGCUUUGAACAGUGCUCCUUGUUCUCCUGAGUGCGAAUUUCCUCCGCUUGAGAUAUUCCUCAAGGACUUGGUGGCACGUUCGCACAUUCAUACAGCGUCAGUAUUGGGCAGUAUGAUUUACUUGAAGAGGAUAACGAAGUGCCUCCAAUCGGGUAACAUGAAGCAUGGCCCUGAAACGCCUUACCGGCUGGCUGUGGCAUUAUUUACAGUAGCAAGUAAAUACAGUCAUGAUGUCUCUCCUUCGACAGCACAUUGGGCAGGGUACACAGCAGCGGCUCUUGGUAUUUCGUCACUCGUAGAAUCGACAUCUCACCAUCGUUCACGUAGUUCUAAAAUAUCCAAAGAGAAAGCGCAAUGCAUUCAACCGGCCGAAUCAGCCUCACUUGGAUAUCUGUUUGGACCAGACGCGACUGCUGCACUGGAGCGAGAUGUCUUGUUUCUCUUGGAUUUCAAUAUGCGCUUCGACGAAGAAGAUCUACGCGACUGCCUGAAUGGUCUGAGUUCUCACGAGCGCGCAGAAGGACCGCUAAAGCGACUCCGACUAGGCCAGGGACGGCCAAAGCCCUGGCCGAUGGAAAGGUAUUCUCUGUCGGUCAAAUCAAGCUCCGCACCUAGGAGUACUGUCAAAUCUGGCGGUGGGGUGGCCGAAGGUUCGAGAAAGGCCUUUAUACCGUCACCUAUCACCCUUGGAUAUCAGAAAAAUACUUCACUUGCAUCUCCCCCAUGUACCCCUGUUCGUGGAGUGCUAGACAAAGAACACACCAUAGAGAAGAGCUUUCCCGCUACAAAUAGCUCAAAACUCAACCAAAGGGCCAGGCCUUUGCUAGAAGUGAAUACGAGUCCUCAAGCCGCAUGGAUUAACUCGCAUUUUCUUGGACCGUUACAUCACACUCCAUACCCACAACUCAACCCUGAUAUGAAUGCCAGUUACUUAUCAAGGCUAAUAGAUAGAUCCGAGCUUAAGAGCACGAUCGCCCCAAUUGGUGUACCCUCUGCUCCGCCUUCAACACCAAUCGCGGGCGUCAAGUCACUUCCUUUUAUUUACGGCGGGGAUAUCACCAGUCCAGAGCUUUCGUCGCUUGUAGUGGAUACUCUUGUUGCUGCUCCGGAUAAGGAUUCACCGUGGACGCGCGGCCAAGUUGGAGAAACCCUUCGCGAAACAAUGGCUCACCAAGCUCGGCAGCUCGCCUCUUUGUCCAGGAAGGAGAAUCGGGAUAUUACAUUGCUCAACACGCCUUCGUUUGUCCCAAUAUUCGGCUCUGGACUGCUAUACAAGCAAGAUGCGGGACAGUCAUCUAUCGAGCCGGCACGGAUGGCCAAGCUAACAAUUUCAGACCUCCGAUGGUACUAUGCGCUGAAACGGCCGAUUCCAACCGACAUGUUGGAUGGAGAGCUCACCAGGGAUCUAAAGGCUGAGUUACUAAGGCUUGGAAUUCCCGUGUCUCAAGAGAGCCAUGAUGGAAUAUCUAUUGACACAACUGUAGAGAGAAGCCAUCCAGUCGCACUUGCUCUUGGAUCAUCCGCACCAUCAUCAUCACCAGCUCACGUCCGUCCAAUUCUCAAGGCCACGCUCGAUAAACGCAUAUACUGUCACGUCCGAGGACGACACUACAAGGCGGUUAUAGAUUCUGGACCGGCUGACCUUUUGAACACCCGCUGGGAUAAGAAAUUGCAAGCCGAGCUGGAAGCAAAGGGACUGAAUGAGUGCGAGCAACAAUUCAAGACCACCGCGCCCCUUCGAUUGGGCAAAAACAAGGACACGAUCAAUCGACGGAUCAGGCACAUCGACGAGCGUUUGCCCCUGGAGGGCGAGAAAUCUGCUCGACGAGCUGCAAUUGGCGAAAGCAUGGUAGACCGAACUGUGGCAGAGCUCCCGGAUUCAAGGCUCGAUCAAAAGUAUUGUCAUGUCGACCGAAUGGCUGGGCUUCAAGAAUCAGACACUGGGGUUAGUUUUGUCCCGGCCCCUGGGAAGGUUUCGGUAAAGGAGCCGGAAAACAUUGGGUGGUUAAGUAGGCUGUUGGGCGGGUCCCAUAGCAGGUGUAGCGACUUGACCAAGGACUAA
This is a messenger RNA of Rhizoctonia solani, 2319 nucleotides long. RefSeq lists its product as uncharacterized. The coding region runs from base 1 to 2319 and encodes 772 amino acids. The transcript is spliced from 3 exons. Gene Ontology annotation, molecular function: cyclin-dependent protein serine/threonine kinase regulator activity; protein kinase binding. Lineage: Eukaryota; Fungi; Basidiomycota; Agaricomycetes; Cantharellales; Ceratobasidiaceae. Gene Ontology annotation, biological process: regulation of cyclin-dependent protein serine/threonine kinase activity. The record is from RefSeq and is a predicted model, not a curated record. Gene Ontology annotation, cellular component: nucleus; cyclin-dependent protein kinase holoenzyme complex.